Molecule: messenger RNA, 1659 nt
Organism: Sclerotinia borealis F-4128
Lineage: Eukaryota; Fungi; Ascomycota; Leotiomycetes; Helotiales; Sclerotiniaceae
Source: the annotation of a GenBank genome assembly
AUGGCGACUAUUGCAAACUUUAAGAUCCCAAAGGUGGUUAAUGAGCCGAAUCAUCAUUAUGCUAAGGGAUCCGCACAACGCGAUGGAAUCUAUGAGGCUUUGGAGAGAUUGGAGAGCAAGGUUCCUUUGGAAGUCCCUCUUGUAAUUGGAGGUAAAGAGAUCAAGACAUCCUCUGUCUCCCAUCAGUUCAACCCUGCCGAUCACUCCUCGAAGGUCGCAUCCUACUCAAACGCCUCCCCAUCUGAUGUCUCCUCCGCAAUCGAUGCCGCCCUCGCUGCAAAACCCGAAUGGGAAUCUCUUCCUUUUGCAGACCGAGCCGCUAUCUUCCUCAAGGCCGCAGAUCUCAUCUCGGGCAAAUACAGAUAUGAAAUCAUGGCUGCUACAAUGUUGGGACAGGGAAAGAAUGUUUGGCAGGCUGAGAUUGAUUCUGCUGCAGAGUUGGCAGACUUUCUCAGAUUCAAUGUUCAAUAUGCCGAGGAAUUAUAUGCGCAACAACCGGAACACCAUUCACCUGGUGUCUGGAACAGACUUGAGUACAGACCUUUGGAGGGAUUCGUCUACGCUGUUACUCCUUUCAAUUUCACCGCCAUUGCGGGUAACUUGCCAGGUGCACCAGCUUUGAUGGGAAAUGUUGUAGUCUGGAAACCAUCCGAUUCUGCCAUUGCUUCCAACUGGCUGUUGUAUAACAUCUUACUCGAGGCCGGUCUGCCCAAGAAUGUAAUUCAAUUUGUACCAGGUAACCCUGUCGAAGUCACGAAGGUUGUUUUAGAGCAUAAGCAAUUAGCUGCUCUUCACUACACCGGAAGUACCUCCGUAUUCAGAAAACUCUAUGGAUCAAUUGCCAACGGGGUUGCCGAGGGUAGGUAUCAGGGAUAUCCAAGAAUCGUAGGAGAGACUGGAGGAAAGAAUUUCCAUCUUAUUCAUUCCUCGGCCGAUGUAGAGAAUGCUGCCCUUAACACUGUCCGUGGCGCAUUCGAAUAUCAAGGUCAAAAGUGCAGUGCUACAUCGAGAGCAUAUGUUCCCAAAUCCAUAUGGCCCCAAUUCAAGCAGAAGUUGGUUGAGGAAACAUCGAAGCUUUCAAUUGGAUCUCCAAAGGACCCAAAGAAUUUCAUCGGCCCAGUCAUUCACGAACCGUCAUUCAAAAAGCUCUCAGGAGUCAUUGAUAAUGCCAAAUCUGACUCCGAACUCGAGCUUCUUGUAGGAGGCAAACACGACAACUCGACCGGUUAUUACAUUCACCCCACCAUCUACCAAACCACCAACCCUAGACACGCUCUCAUUUCUACCGAGCUAUUCGGACCAGUUCUUACCGUUUACGUCUACGACGACUCUACUGCUCCAGCCGAAGCUUUCGAAUCGGUCUGUAAACUCGUGGAUACCACUUCGGAGUAUGGUCUAACCGGUGCUAUCUUUGCGACCGAUAGAGCGGCAGUUAGAUAUGCAGAAGAAGCAUUGAGAAAUUCAGCGGGUAAUUUCUACAUUAAUUGCAAGAGUACCGGCGCGGUGGUUGGACAGCAACCUUUCGGUGGUGCGAGGGCUAGUGGAACAAACGACAAAGCAGGAAGUAUGAAUCUGUUGAGUAGAUUCGUUAGUGUGAGGGCGUUGAAGGAAGAGUUCGUUGCAAUUGGGAGUGUUGAGUACCCAAGUAACGAGGUUUGA